Sodiomyces alkalinus F11 is the source of this 2583-nucleotide messenger RNA. RefSeq lists its product as hypothetical. Gene Ontology annotation, biological process: regulation of transcription by RNA polymerase II. NCBI's taxonomy places the organism in Eukaryota, Fungi, Ascomycota, Sordariomycetes, Glomerellales, Plectosphaerellaceae. The record is from RefSeq and is a predicted model, not a curated record. Gene Ontology annotation, cellular component: nucleus. Gene Ontology annotation, molecular function: DNA-binding transcription factor activity, RNA polymerase II-specific; RNA polymerase II transcription regulatory region sequence-specific DNA binding. The transcript has 10 exons. The coding region runs from base 1 to 2583 and encodes 860 amino acids.
AUGGCAUUCCCACCCUACGAACCACUUCGUCCAGCCCCAUUCCGUCCCCGUCCGUCCAUUGCCCCGUCCACAUUAGACCCGACGUCUGUCCAGGGUCCCAUCCGCGGGUCCGUCCCUCGUCUCUCCACCUCCUUGGUUUGCCUGUUGAAUACUUCGACGAGGACGAGGAUUCGAGAGGGUCAGGAGUCAGGACCUCCAAAUACGGACGAUAUUCGUACAACACACGCACAGAUCAAGAGUAGCAACAGCAACAGAAAUAACCAGACUCGGACCAUCCGCUUGUCGUACGGUUGCGUUCUUCACUUCCCCACUUCCAUGCCUUCAGCCCACUGGUCUCUUCGCGGUCCGCUUACUUUCCAGCGCGUCUUCCACAGCGUCACCUUGCAGGGGACUUUGCCCCUGCCCCAAAAGCCGUCAGCCAACUGCAUGCCCAAUUCACAUUGCCACCACGAUCCUCUUCUAUUGCCUUCAGCCGGCAAGGAAGAAAAGGGGAGAGAAAUAUUCAGCUGGCCUAGUUUCGCCCACGACGACGACGAAGGUGACGACGACGUCCACGACGACCAACAACAGGCGACAAACAACACCAUGGAAGCGCCACCAUUAAGAUACAGGGAGCCCCCGGAGCUCCCUGCUCCGGCCAUAUACGUGGAUUCGAGUUCCUCUGAUCGCCAUUACAAGUUGAACCAGCCUGAUUCAUACAGUCUCUUCUCUUCAUCCGUUGCGAGAUCUAUUCCAGGAGCCAUAGACCCUUCAGACGUACCGCCGCCUCCAUUGCCUCCGCCACGAUUUUUCCCGAUUGAUGCUCCAAGUCACGCUCCGGACAACGACCGUCAUCAUCACCCGCCCCCUUUCCACGUCGGUCCGCCAUCAUUCAGCCCCAGUACUCACGGUGCUGUGGGAAGCAUUGCGAGUUUCAUGGACGAGCGACCCAACUACAAGAGGAGGGAAAGUGGUGGUAAUGCUGGCAAGGUGGAAAAGGACGAGGGCUACGCGAGCCUUUCGUCUGUCGGUUCCAUGAGGUCGGAGCACUCUUUGCCCGGGUUUGCAGUGGGUUUUGGUCAUCUCCACAACCGCUUCCAACUCGAAUCUGGCGCCGACGCCCUCACUGCCAUGAAGAAGAAGCUCGAUCCCCUCAAGACGCUAGAUUUCAGGCCGACUCCUACCCGAUCGCUCCUUAGCGCUUCGGCCAAUACUCCCUCAUCGCAUCGACCCCCACAGGACCCGCGCCACCCUGCCUUAUCUCUACCGACAGAUUUGCCUUUCCAUACCAAGCCGAGCGGAAGCAUCCUGGUGGGCUCCCCUGAUCGCUUCACCCAAACACCAUUGUACUCGGCUACACCCAGCGGGAACCAACCGUUUGCCAUGAGCAGCAGUGUGGAUCACCGUUCUGGUGCCCAUUUUGAGAUGGAGCGAUCUCCUCCGCGGAGGACUCGGCGCACGAAUAGCGACGACAGGUCAACACAGGGAAGCUACGAGCCUGGCGAAGAUAUGGAGAUGGACGAUGCCCCCAUGAACCGACUUCGCAUUGAUGACUGCACUCGAACAGAAGUGCAAACCGCAGGCAUCAAGCGCCGGGCAUCCUCGCCACCGGGCCGCGACCAGAAACCGCCCGGUAUUGCCGGCCAGGGAGAGCUGCUGCGUCGUCGUGAUGUGUCACGCGGCUCGCCGGCCCCGCGCCUUAGCACCAUCCCCCAGGGUUCCACUCCUUCCAUUCCUCCGAAUCGGGCGAGGUCGUUCAAUUCAGGAGGGCUUUCGGUCUUCACUGGUUUGAGUAGUAUGAACUCGAGUCUCAGUUCCUCAUCCUACAGCCGGCUGUCACCCAGCGGCGUGUCGCCUGGUGGUAUCUCGCCCAAUGCAACAGACGCCGGCUGCAGCUCCCCAUACAGCGCACCCGUCUCUCUCAACCCGUCGCCGAGAGGGUCGCUAUCGCGCGGCACGCAUCAGCGGAACAUCAGCGAGAACCGACCGGCAGUAUCUCCACGGAAGGUUACGGAGGGCAAGUUUACGGGGGCGAAAUAUCAAGGGUUUUUCAUGUGCGAGUGCUGUCCUAAAAAGCCGAAGAAGUUCGAGACGGCUGAAGACCUCAGCCCCGGUCAGAAAGAAAGCGGACUUUAUAUUGACGAUCGGAGCAGUGCACAUGAGGCUGAGAAGCAAUAUGAAUGUUCGUUCUGCGGUAAUCGAUUCAAGAACAAGAACGAAGCGGAGCGGCACCAGAACAGCCUUCAUGUCCGGCCUCAUAGUUGGAGCUGCUCGGCGCUCACCAGCCACGAGCGAGCAUUCCAUGAGAGCACGAACCGGCCAGGCGAGGCUGAUACUUGCGGCUACUGCGGCGAAGAAUUCCCCCGAAGCGGACGCGCAGUGGUGCCGUCGGCGCCUCGACAGGUCACCAGCCAGAACCUGGAGGAACGGGCUCGCCACCUACAGGAGGUGCACAAGUUCAGGGAAUGCAACAGCAGCAAGAAAUUCUACCGCGCUGAUCAUUUUCGACAGCACCUGAAGCACAGCCACUCCGGGAUGAGUGGCAAGUGGACCAACAUGCUCGAAAACGCCUGCAUGAUGGAAGAGGACGCGAACUCGAGAUAG